Molecule: messenger RNA, 2448 nt
Organism: Schistosoma turkestanicum
Lineage: Eukaryota; Metazoa; Platyhelminthes; Trematoda; Strigeidida; Schistosomatidae
Source: the annotation of a GenBank genome assembly
CUGAAAAGGAAGAUAGAUUAGGGUUGGUGCGUGACCGCAGAGUCCAAGGGACAACUGCUUGAGGCCGGUCACGCACGGCCUUUUUAUGAAAUGUAUUUAGAGGAUUACCUCUCUUCUUAAAGGCCCUUAGUGGGCACCCUUACUCAAGGAGACGGAAAUCCGUGAGGUAGGGGAGGUGUGACAUUUUUAGGGCCGACCUUUUCUAACCCUUCCUCCCUUGUGAGAAAGCAGCAUCACUGCAGAUGCUGGUUGUCCGAGGGAAACACCUUACUGGCAUCACACCCCUCUGCAGUCAGCAGUACGACUUCGCCCUCCGACGUUGAGUAGCUGCUUUUAGUCUGAUCGUUCUCCAAUCGACCUGUCUGGCAUGGUAGGACCUGCAGGAAUAUAUGUUGCAGCCAGUAUAGCUCGGUUGGAUCAUCACGAUAGGCAAGCCCGACCACCACGCCAAGGUAGCAGCUACGGUCUAUCUUUCUAAAGUUAUCUCACUGAAUUAUACUUCUUGAAUGACAUCUUUGAACUCUAAUCCCUGCGAUUACUUCUAAUACUUUUACUACCUCUAUUACUAUGAGAUUUGAAUCAACACUUAUAUCUCUGUGAUAAUAUGGUAUGGCAACUUGCACUGCUGUACGUACGUGCAAAGUUCUACGUUGCUAUUGAUGAUGAACUUUUGUUGAUAUUCUUUUUUUUUUAAAAUUACAGUCGUACUCAGUUGGUUAUUCACAUGUCGAAACGUUCUGGCUUAGGUGUGGUAUGUCAUAUUUGUUCAACUUUCUAGCUAAAAAUAAGAUCACUAGUGAAGAGUUAUCGAAACCUUUAAAAUUAUCAAAACCAUCUUUGGAUAGCGAUGAAGAAGAUUACAACGAUAAAGAUUGUUUUCGAUUGUAUGAAACAGAUCUAGAUGGUAUUGGAUUGUUUUGUUUACUGUAAUAAUUAUUCUACAAGGUCAAGAAGCCACAACUUUAGAAUAUGAUGAUGAAGUUAAAAUUACACCAUUUAACAUGAAAGAAGAAUUGGAAGAAGAUGGACAUUUCGAUUCGACUGGCACUUUUAUUUUCAAAAAGCAAAUUGAUACUCGUGAUCAUUGGUUAGAAGAUAUUAAUUGGUUAGAAGUUAAAAAAUAUCAAGAACAAAAUAAACUGAAAGAUACAUCAAUAAGUGAUGAACUAGGCGGUAAAGUGUUGAGUAAAGAAGAGAAACUUACAUUGUACAAAGAACUGUUAUCUUAUUUACAACCAUGUGAAACAGUUCUACGUAGCAUCAAACGUAUGGGCGCUUGUUCAGAUGUGAAAAAAUCUGCUUCAGCCAGUCAACGUUGGUUACAAAAGAGAAAACUGAAAACUGAAACUCAAACUGGUAAUCCAGAAGGAUUAAUUCGUGUCACUGAAUUAGCUGAUCAACUUGUUCAAGGUGGAGAUUUUGAUGUUUAUCAAAAAACAUUUGAUGAUAUCAAAAAAUUGAUUGAAUGUACAAAACAAUAUGAAGCAGACGAUGAACUUGAUGUUCUCGGUCAAGAAUUCGAUGAAAAACAAACAAACAAUAAAGAUGAAAUAAUCAAAUCAACUGACAAACAUGAUACUGUUACUAAUGAUCAUAAUCAUACUCAUCAUCAACAUCAACAUCAUCACAAUGACACAACUACAACCACAACCACAAUUAUGUGGCAUUUAAAACGUUCAAAUAAACCGAACACAAAGAUUGAAGGACCGUAUACUACGGAACAAAUAAAAGUAUGGCUUCAAGAUGGUACAUUCAAUCAAGAUGAUUGUAAUCAUGUUUUAUUACGUGAAUCAACAACAAAAUCCAAUGGACAAUUUUAUCAUAUUACACGUAUUGAUUUUGAUUUGUAUGAAUAAAAAUUCUCUGUUUUUGUUUGUGGUCAAUAUGUAUUCUUUCCUCUGUUGUAAAUAAUAAUGAUAGAAACAGAUUUGUAAAUAUAUAGAAAUCUCUGAUGUGUUUUGUAUUUUGUCUGUUCGGUUUUGUUUUUCUUUCAUGUCAUUCAAUUCAUGUGUAUAUUGGAAUAGAAUAUUUUAUUUUUAAUCUACUUGAUUAGUUAUUCGAUAAUAUUGUAACAUGUUGUUAGGAUAUUCACCAAAUAUCCUAAGAAUACUAUUUUUAGAACUGCAAUCCUAUUGGUCGAAUUCUAUUGGCCGAAAUUUUGAUCGUUCUUACCGUCAGGGUCAAAUACUUCAAUGUUACCUCUUAUUGGUCAUCUGGACGGUCAAUGUCAUUCAAAUGUUCUUUUCUAUUGGUCGUCCUAAAUUGUCAAUGUCACGGACGUUGAUGCUUUUUCUUAUUCGACCUUAGUGUAUAAAUACGCGCUAUCUGGAAGACUCAAUAAUUCCGUUUCCCCUGCCUACUUCUUCUGUUUACGACCCAAUAAACAUCUUCCUGCCACGGUGUUACGUUCUGAUUUCUAGGAGAUUUGGGAAAGCCUUUGGGUCGUUU